Messenger RNA from Ostrea edulis (European flat oyster), 2826 nucleotides. Its product is annotated as golgin subfamily A member 6-like protein 22. Bases 1098 to 2468 code for a protein of 456 amino acids. The record is from RefSeq and is a predicted model, not a curated record. Gene Ontology annotation, biological process: regulation of apoptotic process. The transcript is spliced from 3 exons. Lineage: Eukaryota; Metazoa; Mollusca; Bivalvia; Ostreida; Ostreidae.
ACUGUUCUUCCGCCAAGACUGAAGCGCCUGGCAUUUGACUGUUCCUCCAAGCCCCUGGCAUUUGACUGUUCCUCCAAGUGCCCGGUAUUUGACUGUUGUUUACGCCAAGCGCCCGGUAUGUGACUGUUCCUUACGCCAAGCGUCCGGCAUUCGACUGUUCUUUACGCCAAGUGCCCAGUAUUUGACUGGGUUUUUUUUUACGCUAUGCACCCGGCAUUUAUCUGUUCUUUACGUCAAGUGCGUGGUGUUUGAAGUGAGAGCCAGGGGUUUUUCGGAUAUGACCUUGAAAACAGCAGAUACCAUGUCACGGUAAAUGUUAGGACGAUCAAGAACCCUGACUAGAGACUGUGGCCUGACUGGUACUGUCUUGACCGACAUGCAUAGGUCAAAAUGAGUGGCCUGUACAGCUGGUGUUAUCUCCAUAGGAUGACCAAUUCUCGCGUGGGAUGCAAACAAACAAGCAAUGAUAAAUUCAUUAUACGAAAUCAAAUUUGUGGAAAGAUAAUCAGUUCAGGAAGUGCAGUGAUCCCAUCUAUUGUUAACAUUUUGUUUAGUAAACUAAAAGACUAAAGGAUAAUACCAAUAACUUCUCGUCAACAUCACGUGACCUACAAUCAAAUGGAAAAAUUACAAUGGUUUUCCUUCAAGAUGCGUGCUCUUUACCUCCGAUGUGUUUUAGCAUUGCUUACAAACCACUGCACCUGUACCAACAAUGAAGACAUCCACAUUGCCAUUGUGCAUAAAAUCCAGAGGUCCGCAGGAAGAGCUUUAAACCAAAAAGAUAGCGUCGUGCCAACAAAGAAUACUCUUAUCUAUUCAUUGUCAUCUUGAAUUUUAAUUAACAAUAUUUAGAUCAAAUGAUAGCCAAUAAUGUUCCAAUAUGCAAAUUGGCAGUGUCUCAUUGGUGAAAAAUGCAUUGUGAUCUUUUGUAAGUACCAUACUUGUUGCCAAGUCCUUCUAUUGUUCAUCCUACCCGGAGGAUAUCACCUGAUCAGCUGCUCAAAAUCUAGCAGUAUUGGACAAUAUUAGAGAGGAAGAACAUGUUAAGAAUCUAGUUACUGAAUCACCACACUGAAAAGUAGAAAAAAUCGUCAAAUAUGGAUGAACGAAUUUUGUGGAAAAAUUGGCAGUACUUGAAGAAUGAAAUAUAUGUGGAAGACUUUAUCGAUGCCAUGAUGGAGGCAGGCAUUUUUAAUGCGCAAAAUAAGAGGGACAUUAUGAUGGUACAGCCCAGCACGCGUCAGAUGAAGGCCGAGAAGUUCCUGAAUGUGCUGAUACAGACGGGAGAGCGGGGAUAUGAGAUGUUUACCACGGUUCUAAACGACAUGAGUACUGACAACAGAUACACUUCUCUGAUGGAGAAACUCAACCUUCCUACCAGCAACGUUAUGGUUGUCCAUCCAUUGGUAGACGAUGCCUCCGCUGCUGCUUGUGACUACAGACCAGAUACUCGUGGCUCCCAAAGACCCUCCACAGCAUCAAGCGGAAGCACGGAUAUCAGUAGAGAUGGCGAAACCGGAGAGAGAAAACGAUCAGCGAGACAAGCUUGGAGGUCCCAGACUUCGGGAAGUACACCACCGAGUGCCUCUUCUCGGAGACCUCCCAGUAACAGUGGAGCUCGAGGAAUGGUUCGCCAACCGAGCACAGGAGAGGUGAAUUCAGUAGCUAGAUUCCCAAACCAACCGCAAUCUCCAGACGUGGCGGAUGAACAACCACCAUCAGCAGCAUCUUCCGAUGACAGACGAUUAAACGAAAAAAAUCUCUCAGUCGACAUGAAUAUUCUAGAGCAAGAACUUGUCCGCAUAGCACCAACCAUAGCUGAACUCUUCCAGAAGAUAUCAAAAACAACGUCUUCUAAUAUCCCGGUCAGCGAGGAAGAAAUUCGCAAGGUCAAAGAUGAAAAUGAAAGAUUGCGCAAAACAAAUCGAGCUUUGAUUGAAAAGUUGAACAACUUCCAACAGAAGAUCAUUCAAUUACAACUGGAGAAUAAGAAUCUGAGGGAAAAUGGCGAGGGAGCGAAAGAAGCAAAAGAAGAACUUGGACGCAAGGCGAGAGAAUUACAAGAAAUGGAACGGAGAUUGGAGGAACAGAAAAACGCAUUGGAAGAAAAAGAGAUGGAGCUUAACAUUCAGCUCAUGAAAAUAAAGGAAAUCGAAAAAGACAUCAUUCGUCAAAAGCGACAAAUUACAAAACUGGAGAUUCUUCAUGAAGAGGGUCAGCAAGAAAACGAGCGGCAACAAGAAGAAAUUGCCACAUUGAAGGACGAUAGGCUUAAACAACAAGAACAGAUUCGUCAACUGGAGUUAAAGCAGAGACAGGGCGAUGAACGUCUCAGACGGCUGGAGGAGAGAUUGAAGCAGAUAGAGGAAGCUCCUGUCAAUAAAAAUAAAGGCAUCAAAACUCGAGACCCCAAAUUCAGAACGACCAAACGACUCCUUGGUCAGCUAUACAACAGCGAAAUAACGUGAGAAUUCAGAAACUGUGCCAUAUUUGCAAAUUAAACAUCGUAUAUCAAAUAUUGGCAUCAUCCUAUGACUGGUCAUUUCAUACAAUGAAUGGUAAUCUGGUCGAUAUCUUAAAUUUUGAAAUUUCUAUAUAUACAAAUGAAUGGAAAAUUGUUCAUGUCAUAAGUCAUAUUGACCUUUUUGAUGUUUUUACGAGUUUUUUCUUCGACGAAUUUUACGUUUAUAAAAUGAAAUUACCAAAAUUUGUAGAUUGUUCAUGUUUGUUGAUUUCAUUUACUCAUUACUUAUCUUGCUUUCAUCAAUAUUGAAGAAAUUAUAUGAAGACAGGAAAUGUAAUUGAUAUUAAAGCUUAUUUUUAGUA